AAGUGAUUUUUUAAAAAAUAUAUUUGCAUCUUUUGUAGCCUUAAAACUCCACUUUGUAAAAAAAUAAAAUAAUAAUCAAGUGUAGGCCCAUAUGUUUAACAUGCAGGUAGAAAUAUAUAAUCACAUAAGCUUCAUGUAAUGAUGGUAAAUAAUCAAAAGGGUAAAAAUUGUGAUAUGUGUGGAAGAUCCAAGACAACUUUGAUAAAUUAGUUUUGUACGCCCCACUUCAUCAUUAUGCCUGCUCAGAACACAUUGUCCAAGGCCACAGAAAAUUGGCUGAACAGAGGAUGUACAAAGUUUUAAUGUAAACAGGACAAGCUCCUGAACAGGAGGGACGAAUCCGGCGAUUGCAUCGGUACAUACACUGGUGGGCCUGUGACGCAUGUUGGACAUGGUAAAGAUUUUUAUUUCAGGAAAUGCAGUCUGUGAUGGAGUUUAGCUGCUUUCCAGGCCAGAUUGCUUUGUUUGUCGUCCCUGCAUAGUGUACAACAAACACACAAGUGGACCAAAUUUAGAAUCAUUUAGGAUAAUUUAUAGGAUGUGGUGGUCAGAAAGAGAAUCUCAUCCAGAGUAACCACAUGGAGGAACCUAUUUUACAUCAGCUUUAAGGCUCAUUCACAGUUUACACUACACAAAGGCUAAAUUACACUGCAUUACAUUAUAGUAUACAUUAAAUACUCCAAGCAAGGCACACACACUUCAUAGUACACAAUGUUCUGUAGUGAAACACUGUCUGCACUGCAUGCCAUGAGGAGCCCAUAAAUAAGUGGACUAUAAAUGAAUAUUGCUGCUGCUACUACUGCUCAGUAGUAGUGACCUAUUCAUGACUUUCUUGCAAGUAUCUUGCAGUAUAGUAGCCAAUUUGAAACAUUUCCGGAUGAACGUGUUGGUUGACAGAGAUUCAGCUUUAAAUAAAAUACGGAAUGCACUACCAUAUAGGGCACUUGCCUUCAAAAUAAGGGCAGUAAGUAGUCUAAUAUCCACAAAGGGGAGAUAUAAUUCGUAGUUUUCGACCAAAACAGAUGAAAAAAAUCCAUGGUGAUUUAUUUAAUAGAUAAUAAGAACAUGAAUUAUGCAUUUUAUAUGAGGUCUGAAAGUUUAAGACCGGCACGGACUCUUACUUUGAAAUCGGCGAGGCGAAGUCCCACACAGCGCUCGUUCGUCAGAGAAAACGCUCUUGUGUCGUCACCGAGCACCGGGGGCGACACCGAUCCGCCGCUAUAUAAUCUUCCCGGGUCCGGUGGAUGAAAGCAGCGCACUGAAUCAGAUAGGAGAGCAAAGCAAACAGACAGUGACCAAACAAACAUGGUGAAGAUCACUUUCCAGCCAGUGUCGGCGCAGAAGCCCGAAAAAGACAACGAUGCGGACAAGAUCAUUAUACCUCAGGCUCACGAGCAGCUGGUUCCUCCUGUCAGGUCCAAGAAGCCUUUCCCAACUGGCCUGUGCUGCCUCACCUUUGGCCUGGUGGUUUUCAUGUCAGGACUGGUCCUGGCCUCUAUCUACAUCUAUCGCUACUACUUUAUACCUCAGCAAAUCCCAGAGGACAGCUUGUUCCAUUGCCGGGUUAUCUACGAGGACUCAGUGUACGCUCCUCUGAGGGGGCGGCAAGAACUCGAGGAGAAUGUCGGCAUCUACCUUGACGACAACUACGAGCAGAUCAGCGUACCUGUGCCACAUUUCGGAGGCAGCGACCCUGCUGAUAUCAUCCACGAUUUUCAGAGGGGCCUCACCGCCUAUCAUGACAUUGCCUUGGACAAAUGCUACAUCACUGAGCUGAACACAACCUUGGUGAUGCCUCCGCGAAACCUGUGGGAGCUGCUUGUCAAUGUCAAGAGAGGGACAUACCUUCCUCAGACCUACAUCGUCCAGGAGGAGAUGGUGGUGACAGGGCGGGUGAGGAACAUGAGGCAGCUGGGCCCCUUCAUCCACCGGCUCUGCUACGGCAAAGAAACCUACCGCCUCAGACGUCGCAACCAGCGCCAACGUAUCGAGAGGCGUGAGACGAAGAAGUGUCACAGCAUCCGUCACUUUGAGAACACUUUUGUGGUCGAGACCGUCAUCUGCGACAGGUUCUAAAUGAGCGGCGGAAAUCACAGCCAUCCAACACUGAAGCCAAUUUCAAACCAUACCUCUUGAAUUCCUUAGGCGUUUUAACUGCACUUUAAGAGCAAGUACUCGUCCAUUAGUUUCAGUUUUUGGUUUUUCGUUUUGUUUUCUGUCUCAACUUGAAAAUGCUCUGUUCAUGUACGACGUUCCUGUCUUUUCUAUUCAAAGCGUUCUCGAUGUGUUUGGAUAUAUCUGUAGCUUGUCAUGUUGUGCAGAAGAUGUUAAUGUAGGUCAGUUUGUGACAUUUACAUCAGAGGACUUGAGUUAAGACUCGUCUGUGUAUUUUAUUUUUUUUUAGUUACCCAGUGCACUGAUGGUAAAGAUACUUGGACGCUGCUUGCACCGUGCACUCUUGUUAAUAUUUGUUUCUUGGUUGUUGUUUUAUUUUGUUCGAAUGUCAGAAAAUGGCAAAACAUACCUCAUGUAGUUAAGAUGUUUCUUUGCUGGUUUCUAUCAUUAAUGAAUGGUGUGUAUAUAACUGAUUGUUCCUAAGCAAUAUAUACUGUAAACUGAUUUUCUUUUUAAUUUCAUAUUGUUACACGCAUAGAUUUUUAUCUGAAAUCGACUUGUUUUGUGGACGAUCAUGUCUUUAUGGUUUGCCUCUUAUUUCCUUUGGUAUCACACUUUCCUACUCCUUGGAUUUAAAUGGCUUUAGACUGUAACCAGUAGCAGCAGUGCUGUAGAGGGACAGAAGGAACCAAAGUCUGUAGUCAGUGUCGCUUUGCUUAGGGUUAAGGAUGUAUGAAAUAUUUAUAAGGAAUGCUUUAUAGUUUAGAUCACUUACUGUAGAUGAUAUCAAAGGACCAUUUUGUCUUGCUCUUCCUUCUUCUUCUUCUUCACUCAGAUUUGCCUGUUGUCUUUAGCUCUUAGCCACUUCCCAUUCCUUCCUAUUUUGGCAUUAGAAUCUCCACAACGUCGACUCGUCCCACUUUAAGAGAGCUUCGGGGUGUCUUUCUAACGUACGACCCGGAGCAAAUCAGUCUCUGUUGAGAGAGAUCCGUGAUAUGUGCUCACAUUUCAUCGUCUCGGAUACUUUAUUUCGCUGUACAGUCGAUUUUCUUGUAAUAUCUUGCUGCUUUAAGAAUAAACGAUCAAACUUU
Messenger RNA from Stegastes partitus (bicolor damselfish), 3206 nucleotides. It is a transcript of the gene itm2cb, whose product is annotated as integral membrane protein 2Cb. Gene Ontology annotation, cellular component: plasma membrane; extracellular exosome; Golgi apparatus. The transcript has 6 exons. The record is from RefSeq and is a predicted model, not a curated record. Lineage: Eukaryota; Metazoa; Chordata; Actinopteri; Pomacentridae. Bases 1306 to 2076 code for a protein of 256 amino acids. Gene Ontology annotation, molecular function: amyloid-beta binding. Gene Ontology annotation, biological process: negative regulation of amyloid precursor protein biosynthetic process.